AUGAUACACAAAUUUCUUAGAGUCCUGGCUACUGGUAUUGCAGAAGACACUGGUAAAAUUAUGAGAAAAGCUUAUAAGAAUUUGACAGAAAUACCAAGUGAUGACCAAUGGAAAGAAGAUCUACAUCAAGUUUUUCUAACAGAAAACAACAUACAAACAAUUCCAAAUGGCACAUGUCCUAAGUGUACUCAACUUUCGAUGUUGCUUUUGAAUUGUAAUGUAAAACUCAACCACAUCACAGAUGAGUUUUUCAACAACAUGCCUGCUCUUAAAAUACUUGAUUUGUCUGAGACUGCGAUCCAGCCCAAGUCAAUGUCCAACUUAAAAUGUCUCAUUGCAUUGUUACUUUCAGGAUGUACAGAAUUGAGGUACAUUCCUUCAUUAGAAACACUGAAACGGUUAAUAUCACUGGAUCUAUCUUUUACUGCCAUCACUAAGGCACCUGUAGGUUUGGAAUCAUUGGUCAAUCUUAGAUGCUUGAAUCUACUCAAGAUUGAUAAGUUGGUAAUACCACCAUCUCUCAUAUCCAAAUUGAUCAAUUUAGAGUGUCUUGAGUUGGGUCGGGCCCAAUGCUUGAGGGAUGCAUUAGUACAAAGUGCACAAAGUUUGGAAAAGUUGGAAGUUAUACGUGCCCACUUUCCUAACAUUAGUGUCUUCAACGCCUUCGUGAGGUUCAUGGCCGAAAAUCGUGUAAUCAGAAGCUAUCAAUUAACUUUAUACCAUGAAAUUUAUGAUGAUGAUGAUGAGGAGGAGGAGGAGAAAAUAGACAGAAUAUAUUCUAUGAAAAUGAUAAUUCUUGAGGGUACGAAUUUCAAAAAUAGAGAAGCAGUAUUACUCCCAAGAGACAUCAAGAAAUUGUUUAUAAUAGCUUGUUUCCUAGGGAUCGGUGGUAGAUCCCUAUGCAAUAUUUUAUCAUAUGUCCACAACAAUAAUCCACACCAAAUUGAGCUGUUGGAUAUUAAAUUAUGUGAAGAGGCGGGGUACUUGUGUUGUUGCAGUUGCCCCUUUUGCUCCUCUUCCCAACUCGUUGGACGUCUAGACCUCUUGGAAAUGAACAACGUGAAAGAUUUGGUGUCACCAUAUGCUGAUUCCUUGGAUCAAUCCGCCCUAUUUUCUCAUCUCAUACAUCUUACAGUUACGUCUUGCAGUAGCAUGAAGACUCUGAUAGCGUUUAAGUUACUAGCACUCCUCCAAAAUCUGCGCACCAUUUGCGUUUAUAGUUGUAAGAAGAUGAAAGAAAUAGUUGGAGAGGAUCAUUCUGUAAUGGAACUUACUGCUAGUGGCGACCUCAUGGCCCGUCCUCAUCCUUCUAUCACUCUUCCCAACUUGACGUCUCUGAAAUUAGAUAAGAUGCCACAAUUAGAUGUCGUAUACAAAGGCAUCAUGCUUUGCCCUUCUCUCCAAACAUUCGAUGCUUCUUUGUGCGAGAAACUAAAUCCCCCUCAGAUAGCGAUCUCAAAUAAUGGAAGUGUGCUUUCGAUGCAGAAGAUCCCACUUGGUGGGUACUAUUGGCGAAAGUGA
Neltuma alba is the source of this 1521-nucleotide messenger RNA. Its product is annotated as disease resistance protein RPS2-like. The record is from RefSeq and is a predicted model, not a curated record. Gene Ontology annotation, molecular function: protein binding. NCBI's taxonomy places the organism in Eukaryota, Viridiplantae, Streptophyta, Magnoliopsida, Fabales, Fabaceae. The coding region runs from base 1 to 1521 and encodes 506 amino acids. The transcript has a single exon.